Molecule: messenger RNA, 3544 nt
Organism: Hemibagrus wyckioides
Lineage: Eukaryota; Metazoa; Chordata; Actinopteri; Siluriformes; Bagridae
Gene: kdsr
Product: 3-ketodihydrosphingosine reductase
Exons: 10
Coding region: 384-1472 (362 amino acids)
Biological process (GO): sphingolipid biosynthetic process
Cellular component (GO): endoplasmic reticulum membrane
Molecular function (GO): 3-dehydrosphinganine reductase activity
Source: RefSeq, a predicted model, not a curated record
GGAGCGCGAGCCGCGGUUCGUGGAACGGCGCUUGUGUUUUGGUUUGUGUUAGUGAACAGAGUUAGCUCGGGAACAAUUAACGGCCGAAACGCACCUACACUGUAGUGUACUUUUACAUCGUUACGGUUUUCUGACAUUGUAUGUUAUGGCGUAUGUCUGAAAAAUGAUGAAAAUGUGAAUCUUUGUGGUAUUGAAAAGAACGGUAUUUAUCGAGUCUAUAGUAAAAGGCGUUAGCUUGUUGUCAACUAGCUAGCGCGGCUGUGUCCUAAAUAGUAUCCCUACCCAGAUAAAGUGCACUAGGUAGGCUGUUAUUGUGGUUUCGCUUAAAGUGCACCUAUAUAGUGAGUUCACAGAGAUUUGGGAUUCGGCCUGAAGGCUCACCCAUGCCCUCCGAAGAGGCUUUCUGGAGCUCAGAUAUACUGGACUGGCUUUUCUCACACUCCGGCUGGUCAUUUCUUCCCUUCAUUAUGAUGAUGAUUUUAAUUCUCGCUGCCUUUAUGGUCGCCUUUGUCCUGUUUCUCUACAUGAUCUCGCCUUUAAUAAGCCCCAAACCGCUGAAGCUCAACGGGGCCCAUGUCGUGGUGACCGGGGGCAGCAGUGGGAUCGGGAAGUGUAUAGCCAUGGAGUGCUACAAACAAGGAGCCUUCAUCACUCUGGUGGCACGUGACGAGGGUAAACUGGUGCAGGCGAAGAAGGAGGUGGAGAAGUGUGCAGUAAACGAUAAACAGGUGGUGCUCUGCAUUUCAGUGGACGUGUCCAAGGAUUACAGCCAGGUGGAGAGCGUGCUCAAACAGGCUCAGGAGAAGCUGGGGCCAGUGGACAUGCUGGUGAACUGUGCAGGGACGUCCGUGUCGGGGAAGUUCGAGGAGCUCGGCGUCCAACACUUUCAGAGUCUGAUGGAGGUGAACUACCUGGGCAGUGUUUACGCCACGCGGGCGGUCAUCAGUAACAUGAAGGAGCGGCGGAUGGGUCGCGUGGUGUUUGUGUGUUCUCAGGCCGGCCAGCUCGGACUGUUCGGAUACACGGCGUACUCCGCCUCCAAAUUUGCCCUGCGCGGCCUCGCCGAAGCUCUGCAGAUGGAGGUGAAGCCGUACAACAUUUACGUGACGGUGUCCUACCCCCCCGACACGGACACGCCCUCUUUAGCCAUGGAGAACAAGAUGAAGCCUUUAGAGACGAAGCUGAUCUCGGAGACGUCUGGAGUGUAUCAGCCGGAGCAGGUGGCUAAGGUCAUCGUUAAAGAUUCUGUGCAGGGGAACUUCAGCAGCUCCGUGGGUCCUGACGGCUACAUGCUGUCCGCGCUGACCUGCGGCAUGUCCCCCGUCACGUCCAUCACCGAGGGGCUGCAGCAGAUCGUGACCAUGGGGCUAUUCCGCACCAUUGCACUCUUCUACCUGAGCAGCUUCGACAGCAUCGUGCGCCGCUGCAUGAUCCAGAGGGAGCAGAACAAAGCAUCCGACAAGACGGAGUAACACCCACACUGCCUACCCUCUCUCACACCCACACACACACACACACACAGGAUGGGAAGGACGUAGCUACUCUGUGUGUGUGUGUGUGUACACGUGUUAGAUCUUUCCACACCCCACCUUGUUACCCAUUCAUCUGGAUUUUGUCCCGGUCAGUGUGGGCGGAGUUUAAGCUACAUUUGAUCAGCAUUCCGUUCUUCCUUUUUACCUAGCGGUUAACUCUCCAGCUUUCAUACGUUAAAAAGCUAACUCUAGCUCAAGUACAACUAGUUAGCAGGCUAAUACCAUGUUCAGGUAGGUUUUUUUAGUGAUUUAGCUAGCAAUUAAAUCUUGGCUCCUAGAGCGUUUUAUAUAGUAUAUAAUUAGCUAAGCACUAAGCUAGCAUUAGCUUGCUAGAGUUUACAGUCUGAUGUUAAACAGCUCACUAACAAACUAGCUAGCUACCUCGACAUAAGGGGUUAAAACACGUAAGUAGGUUUGCUAGUGAGUGAUGUAGCAUCGUCUGUGCACUUCUUCAGCAAGCUAACAUUAGGCUUCUGUAUCGCGAACAAACGUCAGUGAUUUAGCGAUAAGAUUUCGUAUUAGAACACUAACUUCUGGGUCACAUGAUCAGUUAACUUUAGCUCCGCCCUCAUUGAACCCUGUAGUCAUUUUAUCUUGCGAUCUUCGUGAGUGGAUUAUCUUUGCAGGCGAAGAUAAGCGCUCGUUGUUCCUCCCUCCGACUCACUUUCCUCAUCGUUGUAUUCUCUUUGUAAAGAAAAAAGAACUUCCUGAACUGCGUCCGCCAUUUUGCCUUACCCUCGAUUCUGUGUGCGGGUCCUGUGACGUACGUGAGACUCGCCGGUUCGAGUAUCAGAUUCUUAGUUAACAGGAAGAGCUAGCAUGUUUAGCCCUGACCUGGAAGAGGAAUAAAAAAAUGAAGGAACACGUAUUUAGUUUUAGCUGCCGAAGCGCCAGGACGGCAUGUGCUGAACCUGCGCAAGCUGAGAGACUCCCAGCAUUCCGCUCUUUAGAACGUACCCUUGUUCGACGCUGAAGUGACUUCCUGUGAGAAUAUCUUUCCGUUUACGUUGCCAUGCCGACAUCUACCAUUAGCACUUGCUGACUUUCUCUCUAGUGUGUAGCAGGAACACACUCGAAGGCAUACUGACUUCCAACCGGCUAGCACGCUAAAUGACCGCCUUGCUAACUAUUUAGCAUGCUAAAAACAUUUUAGGAGCAAAUUCAACACUAAAGCACUUUCCCUGGAGAUCGACGCUCAGUUUCUGCUAGCGUGAAUCUCUGAGGAACAGCCGGAUUAUACCUGCUUGCUAACCUAGUCAGACCAACUUUGAACAGCGACGUCGCAGCGGUUCCGUGGCACGGUUCAGCGCUAGCGUUAUUAGCUACUGUUUAAGUGAUUCAGCCACGCAGGAGCCAUUUUAAAGCCUUAAGAAAUGAUUGGUGGUUUAGCGUAGUUUCCUUGCGAUAUCCCGUUUAUUCAAUGUGUUUCUGAAAUUUUUGUUUAUUGCAAUUCGAGGCGCCUUAAGUAUGAAAGUGAGGACGCAUGAGUCGCAGCGAUGAUGUUCUCAUUUGACACCGCCUGGAGGCUCAGUUAAAGUUAAUUAGCGCUCACGCUCAUGAGAAGCUAACGCAAGUAUUCUGAUCCCUUAUUCCGAAUUUCAGCAGACUCCGUCGUGCACAGUUCUGAGUAUUUCAGCGUCACCAGACUACACGCUAGCGUAAAGAAGGCCGCACUCUAGCGGCUAGCGCCUACUUCACAAGCAACGAUCCUCCUCUUCCAUCUUUAAAGCUAUGCAAACGCAGCAUGUGUCCGGUUUCGAAAACCGCCUCCACCUUCAUGCUAGACUCCGCUCUUUUCUGCUUGUUUGAUGUUGGUUUCGAUGUUCAGUUGAAAUAAUUCCCGUCAUAUAAGUAACGUAAAACCAGCUAGGACACGUUCCACUCGUCUUUCCGUUUCUUUGACGAUCCUGUAACAGGAAAUGAAGAAUCACCUUGUGUGCCAUUAAAAAAAAUGUUGUUGCAUUGUGUUAAUUUCUUACAUGAUCAAAUAAAACUGUUUUGGAGAGUUGGUA